ACCCUCAUGAAGAUAUUAAAUUCUUGUUAGCAUUCGGAAAAUGUUUUAAACUCAAGUUUCAAAGAACAAAAUAAAAUGGAUCAGAUGCAAGCACCGGUGAGCUUGCCUCACAUAGUGCAAGUUUAUCCACCAUCAGUGUCCAUCCACCCUUCCCUGCAAUCGCAAGGAAAGCUAUCCUACCAACAGACUAUAACCUCUGAAUCCCUACACAUACCUGUUUCAUCGCACAUACAUGAAAUGCAAAACCAGCAUCUGAUAUCGCAGAAUCAAACUGUUAUGUCGUGCCAGCAGAUACAUCUACAGAAUGUACAACCAUUGCAAGCACAGAUGCAGUCACAGGUUUUACAAGGCGAUAUGAGUCAGCAAUUACAAAUCACGUCACACGUCAUCCUCCCUCCGGUGCCCAUGUUCAAGCAGCAUCUACUGACUAACACGCUACAGCAACAGUUUUACGGGCAGUAUGAGACAUUCUUGAAGGAUGCCCACUGCGUUGUUGCCAAAGUUGAGCCUGUUCAAGUUGUCAGUGAAAAGCAGAUUGAGGUCAAGCCAGAAUGUCAAGUCAAAGGAGACUCUGUAGAUGUAGCAUCCAUGAAAAAGCGUGCUCGCAACCAAAUACCGAAUCCUAGCAAAUGGGCCUGCAAUGUUCGCAAACUGAAACACCAGAGAGGAGAGGCCUAUGUGAGCAGACGGGGCAAACUGGUCCCCGAACGACGGGUCAGGAACACUAAAGACUGCCUAAAGUCCUGUAGGUAUAAAUGCAACGAAAGAAUUAAUGACGUAGAUCGACAACAUAUAUUCAAAGCUUUCUACUCCCUAAACGCAAAUGAAAAGAAACAUUUUUUACUUAAUACAACAGAAAGAAAUUAUGUUAAACAUAACAAACUAAUGGAUGGUAAUCAUAAGAGAAAGUAUUCUUUCAAGUAUUUCUUUCUAGUUAGAGCAGUGAGGUAUACGGUAUGCAAGAAUUUUUACUUAGGCACGCUAGCGAUAUCUCAGAAGCCUGUAUAUAAUGUCCAUUCAGGUAAAUCUGAAAUGAACUUACCAAAACCUGAUGGUAGAGGUUUAUCGGAAGCUAGCGCUCAUUCUUUACCCACAGAAGUUAAGGACAGGGUUAGAAAACAUAUAAUGUCUUUUCCUACAGUCGAUUCGAAACCUAUAAAGCAGUUUUCAAGAAAGAAACAGUAUUUAGAGUCAAAUCUAACAAUAAAACAGAUGUACAAUAUGUACGUAACAGAUUGUGGCAAGGAUGAUGAAGUACUUGUCAAGGAAUCAAUGUACAGAAAGAUUUUUAAGCAAGAAUUUAAUUUGCAUUUUAAAAAGGACAAGAAUAGCCAAGUGCUUUGUUGUAGGUGUAAAAGUUCUAUUAAGAAAAAGUGAUCGGCCAUUGAAUUACAGGUGUAAUUUAAUUAGUGUUGUAAUUUGGUAUAGAUAUUACAACGAAAGCCUGAUAGCCCAUGGUAGCCUAGUGGUUAACACGCCAGGCUCCUAUCAGAAAGGUUGGGGUUCAAUUCGGGCAUGGACUUUAUAACUUUUAGGGAGUUAUGUGCUUGAUGAAGAAAAACAUCAUAAGGGAAAUUAUUCUCAAAGGCGUGUGAUGUCUGUCAAUGCGCGCUGGGUCAGAGUGGCUGACUAUGGCCUAAGCCCCUCUCAUUCUAAGAGGAAACUGUCUGUGUUCAGUUGUGAGCCGGUAUGGGCAUUUGGUCAAAAAUACUUUUUUUUAAUUGCUUAUGAUUGAGGUAUUACAAUGGAUUAUGUAUUGGGUUAAUCUGAUUUGUAAAUAAAGUUUGAUUCUAGGCCUAAUAUUUUAGUUUAAAAAACUGCAUGUAAGUGUAUAGUAGUUUUUAUGAAAGUAUCAGUCUAAGGGUGCUUGUAUAAAGAACAGUAGCUUGAUUCCAUAAAACCUGCAUCAAUCAUUAUUACAAUCGCUACUGUUGUUAUUGGCUAAAAUGUUAUUCUUGUUGCAACAAUGCAUUUUAACCAAUAGUGAGUGAGCGUCAACCAAUCAGAGGUGAUUGCGACAUUGUAGCUGUCAUUCUAUCGCAAUCGAGCCGCAGGUCUCCGGUAUAAUAUACCAAUAGGUCGGUGCGGGUUGGUUGCUAUCGGUGCGGUCAGUAUAGCUCCAUAUUAUCUUAUGAGCUCUCACAGGUUAAUAGGUAUAAGAUAACACUAGUGUAAAUAAAGAAUUUAUAACACCCCCGACAAGUGAAGGUUACAGUAACUAGAAAAGAGCUGAUAACUUUCAA
Maniola jurtina (meadow brown) is the source of this 2243-nucleotide messenger RNA. RefSeq lists its product as uncharacterized. The record is from RefSeq and is a predicted model, not a curated record. The transcript is spliced from 4 exons. Bases 76 to 1377 code for a protein of 433 amino acids. Lineage: Eukaryota; Metazoa; Arthropoda; Insecta; Lepidoptera; Nymphalidae.